This is a messenger RNA of Fulvia fulva, 1020 nucleotides long. RefSeq lists its product as uncharacterized. The transcript has a single exon. Bases 1 to 1020 code for a protein of 339 amino acids. Gene Ontology annotation, cellular component: anaphase-promoting complex. The record is from RefSeq and is a predicted model, not a curated record. Gene Ontology annotation, biological process: anaphase-promoting complex-dependent catabolic process. Lineage: Eukaryota; Fungi; Ascomycota; Dothideomycetes; Mycosphaerellales; Mycosphaerellaceae.
AUGCUCUCAAUUCCACUAAUACCACCUCAAGAAGACAGCUCGACCUUCCUGCGAUCAACAUAUCGUCCACGCGCUGAAUCACCUCCACCAGCAGUGGGCCAGAACCAACAACAAACACAUCGUCAACGUCAGCUACGUGAUGACGAGAAGAAGCAGCACAAUGCGAGAAGUCCGCUGGCGAUCCUCAAAGCCGAAGAAGCUGCUAUUGAGUCACGCAAAGCUGCUGUGCGCAAUUUCGGCUCCCACUGGCUUCGACCGCCUGGCAUUUCCAAGACACUGCAGGCGAUGAUUGAAGAGGCCUUGGAACGAGAAGAGCAGGCCGAGAUUGAGAGACAAGAAGCCGGCAUGCGCGACAUGCAAGCACAGCAGCAACUAGCGGAAGCACAACAGCAGGCACAAGAGACGGCAGAGGAGGGUGAGGAUGGCGAGGAGGAGGGUGAGGAUGGCGAGGAGGAGCGUGAUCUCGAUGCUGAGAUACCAGAUGCAGAUGCCACGACUGCAGAUGUCACAUUCAACGAGGACAGCAUGAUGGAAGGCAGUCAGGUCGAAAGCACGGACCAGAACAUUGAGGACGAGGGUGGCAACGAGAACGAGAUGGAGGUGGCAGAACUGACAGGCGCUGCGCAAGACGAGGAAGAGCUAGGCAUCGAGAUGGAGCGCGAUCUUGACGACUCUGUACCUGAGGCCGGCAGCUAUCAGCACACCGACACAGAGAUUGAAGACAGCGAUUCUGAUUCGGAAAUACGAAGCUCCUUCAUCGACAGAAGUGCGCCACGCUCAGCAUUGUCUGAUGCAACGCCAGCUGGACAGAUGGGACCACCGGCGCGAACAGCAGGAGGCUUGCAAGAGAGGAUGCGGGCGCAAGUACAUGCCGCAGAUGCUUUGCCGCGCAGCCCGGGCAGCGUCAACCUCUCCAGCUCGAUACUGGACAGCUCACUUUUGGGCAGCAGUCCUGUCAUGCAGCGCACGAAUGGUGGUGCAAGAGGACGUGGACGGUCGCGACGAGGGAGACACAGUUGA